Messenger RNA from Nomascus leucogenys (northern white-cheeked gibbon), 1419 nucleotides. RefSeq names its product coiled-coil domain-containing protein 74B-like. NCBI's taxonomy places the organism in Eukaryota, Metazoa, Chordata, Mammalia, Primates, Hylobatidae. The record is from RefSeq and is a predicted model, not a curated record.
GGUACCUGGCGACGGCGAUAUGAGCGGUGCGGGGGUGGCGGCUGGGACGCGGCCCCCCAGCUCGCCGACUCUGGGCUGCCGGCGCCAGCGCCCCUCUGUGGGCGUCCAGUCCUUUAGGCCGCAGAGCCCGCAGCUAAGGCAGAGCGACCCGCAGAAACGGAACCUGGACCUGGAGAAGAGCCUGCAGUUCCUGCAGCGGCAGCACUCGGAGAUGCUGGCCAAGCUCCAUGAGGAGAUCGAGCACCUGAAGCGGGAGAACAGGGGUGAGCCGGCGCGGGGCCCUAGGCCGGCCCUGCCUCCCCAGGCACACUCAACACUGCCGCUCCCGCAGCACAGAAACACAGCCAUGAACUCCAGCACACGCCUGGGCUCAGGGGGAACACAGGACAAUCUCCAUUACAAGCUCAUAAUGAAUCAGACAUCACAGAAGAAAGAUGGCCCCUCAGGAACCCUUUCCGGGGCCUCUGCUCCCUUGGGCGCUCGCUGGGUCUGCAUCAACGGAGUGUGGGUAGAGCCGGGGGGACCCAGCCCUGCCAGGGUGAAGGAGGGCUCCUCAUGGACACACAGGCCAGGAGGCAAGUGUGGGCAUCUUGCGGGCGGUGGCGCCAACACUGUGCGCUCUCCUGCAGACAGCCUCUCCACGUCAAGCUUCCAGUCUGUCAAGUCCAUCUCUAAUUCAGGCAAGGCCAGGCCCCAGCCCGGCUCCUUCAACAAGCAAGAUUUGAAAGCUGACGUCCCCGAGAAGGCGGACCUGGAAGACGAGCCCCGACUUCACAACAGCAAGCUGGACAAGGUUCCUGGGGUUCAAGGGCAGGCCAGGCAGUGUGAAGUGCUCAUCCGCGAGCUGUGGAAUACCAACCUCCUGCAGACCCAAGAGCUGCAGCACCUCAAGUCCCUCCUGGAAGGGAGCCAGAGGCCCCAGGCGGCCCCAGAGGAAGCUAGCUUUCCCAGGGACCAAGAAACCAUGCAUUUCCCCAAGGUCUCCACCAAGAGCCUCUCCAAGAAAUGCCUGCUUCUGAGCCCACCUGUGGCGGAGCGUGCCAUCCUGCCCGCACUGAAGCAGACCCCGAAGAACAACUUUGCCGAGAGGCAGAAGAGGCUGCAGGCAAUGCAGAAACGGCGCCUGCAUCGCUCAGUGCUUUGAGCCACCCGCAUCUGGUCAGUGCCAGGCCCACCAACCUGCAGCUGGAGACUGGCUCUCUAUAGCAUUUCCUGAUACUUCCACUACUUUUAGGCCUGGCUGAAUUCCAAAUUCCAAGAUAGAUGACACUCAAGACAGAUAAAGUACUUGAUCUCCAAACUGACAAACUGUUUAUUUUCUAGCUGUUAUUUUGCUAUUUGGCAUUUACAUAAAAGUACAUGAUGACGUAGGUAUCGCCUUACCUGUUAAAACCGAAAAUAAAGCUUGUUUAUUUCCAA